ACAGAGCCUGGGACAAAUAAAAGAAGACGUCCAUGAUGGCGCGCCGAUGAAAGGUAGCAGUGUUCGGUCAGUUGGAGCCCGAAAUAAACGCCCUAACGUAGAUGAUCUGACGGCAGAGGCGAGCAACGCAACAUGCAGUCAUGAAACGGGUUCGCGCUGAGCAGAUCCAGUAUGCGGUGGCUCAGUAUCUGAAGAGGAGGCAAUAUGUGGAUACUGACAGCUCCCUGAAAGGAACCAAGCUCUUCCAGUCCACGGAGGAGCUGGCCGCCGGCCUGACCGUGCAGACAGAGUCGGGCUGUGCCAACGUGGUCUCUGCUGCUCCCUGCCAGUCGGACCCACAGCAGUAUGAGGUCCAGUUCUCCAGGCUGCACUCCUUUCUCUCAGAAACGGAAAUCUCCUAUGCCCGAGAGGUUAGCAGCCUCCUCUACCCCCUCUUUGUUUACCUUCAGCUUGACAUGGUGCACUGUGGCCUGAAGGGGGCAGUGGACGGUUUUCACGCUCGUUUUCACGACGCCUUUCUUCACGACGGAGAGCAGCGGUCGGUCGUAGAGCAGCUCCGGCACGUCGUCACCGCGCAGGAUGUCGCCGCCAGCCCCAAGCUGCGGUCCUUCCUGGAGCACAAGUACGUGGUCCACCUGACGGAGCCGGCUUACAGCUACCUGCUGCGGUACCUGCAGAGCGAGGACAACAGCGCCCUCUGCAGGGUCCUCAGCACACACCUCCAGGUGGAGGUCACGGCUUCUAAACCAACAGAGUACCAGCUGUACGGGACCACCGCUGGCUCCAUGACGGCCCCAAGCUCCGUCUCCUCCUCCUGGGCGGGCGUGGGCGGAGCAGAGGGCGGGGAGGGGGUGGAGGUCCCGGCGGGCAUCCCGCAGAACGAGGUGGCGCUUCUGGCGCUGCAGGACUGCAUCAAGAAAGUUCGUGAAGGCCCACCCUCCCUCACAACCAUCUGCUUUUACGCCUUCCACCACACGGAGCAGAUGCUGAACACGGCGGAGGUGUCGCCGGACAGCCGGCUGCUGGCCGCCGGGUUCGACAGCUCCGCCGUGAAGCUGUGGAGCCUCCGCGCCAGAAAGCUGAAGGCCAAACCUCACCGGGCCGACGUGUCGUACAUCCACCUGGCCUGUGAUGUGCAGGAGGAGGAGGUGGAGGAAGAGGACGGCUGCGGCAGUGAGAUCAAGAUGCUGCGAGGUCACAGCGGGCCUGUGUACCGCACCGCCUUCCUGACGGACAGCUCCGGCCUGCUCUCCUGCUCCGAGGACACGACCAUCCGCUACUGGGACCUCGGCAGCUUCACCAACACGGUGCUGUACCAGGGCCACACCUACCCGGUGUGGGACGUGGACGUCAGCCCCUGCAGCCUCUACUUCGCCAGCAGCUCCCACGACCGCACCGCCCGCCUCUGGACCUUCUCCCGCACCUACCCGCUGCGGCUCUACGUGGGACACCUGUCCGACGUCGACUGCGUCAAGUUCCACCCCAACUCCAACUACCUGGCCACGGGCUCCACGGACAAGACGGUCCGCCUGUGGAGCACCCAGCAGGGGCAGUCGGUCCGCCUCUUCACGGGCCACCGCGGCACCGUGCUGUCGCUGGCCUUCUCGCCUAACGGGAAGUACCUGGCUUCUGCAGGAGAGGACCAGCGGGUCAAGCUGUGGGACCUGGCAGCGGGGACGCUGUUCAAGGACCUGCGCGGCCACACAGACAGCGUCACCAGCCUGUCGUUCAGCCCCGACAGCAGCCUGGUGGCGUCGUCCUCCAUAGACAACUCGGUGCGGGUGUGGGACAUCCGCAGCAGCCACGGCGGGACGCCUCCCGACGGCUCGUCCAGCGAGCUGGUGGGCGUGUACGCGGGCAACACCAGCAACGUUCUCAACGUGCAGUUCAUGGCCUGCAACCUGCUGCUGGUCACAGGAACCGCCCCGGAGAAGGCUGAGCCGUAGCAGCGCUGCUCCGCUUUGGGGCUUUGGACUCAGAAGACUGCCUAACGGAUCAGAUAUUACCUUAACGACGUCUCACACCUUGUCAACUUUGUUUCCUCCUUGGUUCUUGUCCCACGUCCUCAGAGAGUCUUUUGUCUCUAACACAGGCUAAGUUUUUAUGUAUGAUCGGCAGCCGUAGCAAAACCAAAGUAUGGCUAUUAAAAUGUUUUCUUUCCUGCA
Messenger RNA from Fundulus heteroclitus (mummichog), 2165 nucleotides. It is a transcript of the gene taf5l, whose product is annotated as TAF5-like RNA polymerase II, p300/CBP-associated factor (PCAF)-associated factor. Bases 141 to 1946 code for a protein of 601 amino acids. The transcript has 5 exons. The record is from RefSeq and is a predicted model, not a curated record. Gene Ontology annotation, cellular component: histone acetyltransferase complex; nuclear protein-containing complex. Gene Ontology annotation, biological process: regulation of DNA-templated transcription. Gene Ontology annotation, molecular function: transcription coactivator activity; protein binding. Lineage: Eukaryota; Metazoa; Chordata; Actinopteri; Cyprinodontiformes; Fundulidae.